Molecule: messenger RNA, 1817 nt
Organism: Lindgomyces ingoldianus
Lineage: Eukaryota; Fungi; Ascomycota; Dothideomycetes; Pleosporales; Lindgomycetaceae
Product: general substrate transporter
Exons: 12
Coding region: 124-1746 (540 amino acids)
Biological process (GO): transmembrane transport; carbohydrate transport
Cellular component (GO): membrane
Molecular function (GO): carbohydrate:proton symporter activity
Source: RefSeq, a predicted model, not a curated record
GUCUAUCAUGGUUUCACACCAUAUCCAAUUACCUACCUUAAUCACUUAGAGCCAUCAACAUUUCUUCAUUUCUUUGUCAUCUGAAGCCACUUGUCAGCCCUGUCAACAGCACCUGGAGUAGAUAUGGGAAACUUCGAUGUGAGAGCCGUCUUUAAAGACAUUAAAAUCUAUCGUCGGGCGUAUCUCCUCACGGCUGUUGCGUCUUUUGGCGGCAUGCUCUUUGGAUGGGACACCGGCUUGAUAGGUGGUGUACUUACGAUGGACGCGUUCCAGCACUCCUUCAAGCUUGAUAAGACUAGCCCAGACUUCAGUAACCUGCAAGGAAACAUUGUGUCUGUCCUCCAGGCAGGAUGUUUCUUUGGGGCUCUGUCUUCCUUCUACGUUAGCGAUACGUUUGGUAGGAAGGCGGCGUUGAUUAUUGCAGACAUCAUAUUCUUGAUUGGGUCCCUCGUUCAGACCCUUUGCGCAAUCAAUACUACCAGUCUCGCUCAAUUAUAUGUUGGCAGAGUUAUUGGCGGAUUUGGCGUAGGAUUGAUAUCUGCGGUCGUUCCUACGUACGUUGGGGAGAAUGCGAACAAGGAGAUCCGAGGACGGUGUAUUGGGUGCAUGCAACUAUUCAACGUCACCGGUAUUUGUCUCUCAUUCUUCGUCAACUACGGAAUUAACCUACAGAUCACGUCUCUAAGCUCCGCCAAAUGGAGGAUCCCCUUUGCCCUCCAAAUGCUUCCUGGCGUCCUCUUACUGGCCGGCAUUUUCUUUCAAAAUGAGUCACCCCGAUGGCUUGUCGAGAAGAAUCGUCUGCGAGAUGCUGCAAAAGCAUUGGCUAGAGUCCGUUCCAAGACUCUGGAUGAUAAAGAUGUGGCCCAGGAACUGGACGAGAUCAUCACCGACUUCCAAGGACACGAAAGGCUACCACUCAUUGCACAGCUCAAGGCCGCGUGUUCGAGCAAAAGGAUGUUUUACCAGGCUUCUUUUGCAGUGAUCCUCAUGUUCUGGCAGCAGUGGACUGGUACGAAUAGCAUUAACUAUUACGCACCACAGAUCUUCCAGUCCAUAGGGCUAAAAGGUCAGUCCGCCGGCCUCUUCGCGACUGGUAUCUAUGGGGUAGUAAAGAUAGUGUGUACGGCAUUAGGUCUCAUGUUUGCAACAGAACAGAUGGGCCGCAAGUGGAGCUUGAUCAUCGGAUCAGCUGGUCAAGCAUUCGCCAUGUUUUAUAUUGGAGUCAACAGUGCGGUCAAUCCGACGAAAGCGGGCGACGCGCUCUCUGGGACGAGCAUAUUUGCAAUUGUCUGCGUCUACCUCUUCGUCGUAUUCUACUCCUUCGGCUGGGGACCUAUUCCUUUUGUCUUAUCAAGCGAAUGCAGCCCGAACCAUGUGCGGUCUCUUAUCAUGGCAGCAGCCUUGAUGACCCAGUGGCUUUUCAACUUUGCUAUAGCCAAACUUACGCCCAUAAUGCUCGCCCACAUUACAUAUGGAACGUUCCUUCUGUUCGGAUCCUGCUGCAUCCUCAUGGGUAUUUACACCGUUUUAUGUGUCCCAGAGACGAAGAAUGUACCACUAGAGUCGAUUCAUAUGCUCUUCGAAGGCGACAUUAUCCAGGGCUGCAUUAAGGAUACGAUUCCACGGUAUUCUCGAGCUAAGAAGCUCCAGCACCACCACAACACGAACGAGGUCGGCUCAGACGUGCACGGCGAGGUGAUAAAUAAAGGGACUGUUAUUGGGGCACAGCAUAUCGAGGAGACAUAGAUCUACAAGCCAGCACCGCAGUCCACACUGACACCUCCACACAACACAGAAGAGAUCUCGGGUGAAGGUAC